AUGUGUUUUGCUACUGAAACAGAAACUGAAAAAGAACAUUAUGUGAAAGAAUGUAGUACUACUCUUAAUUUUCUCUUUCUACUGACUAAGCUUCCUGACCUGAAGCUUCCAGAAGACAAAUUACAAGAAUAUUUUAUUGGCAAAUGCAAAACAUUUCAAACAUUUAAGAAUUCAAAACUUGAAGUUCAAGAUUCAUAUUCUAUUCCUUUGCUGGCUACUCAAAAGUCUGACUUUGUAUUUAUUGCAAAAGGUGAUCCUCUAAAUGCAUUACAUGUUAUUGCCGUUAGAAAAACCCGAACAGAAUCAAUAAAUUUGAAUCGAGUACAAAAAAACAGAACCUUGAGCAAUAAAGCAAAGGGGAAAUAA
This is a messenger RNA of Acaulospora morrowiae, 366 nucleotides long. The record is from the annotation of a GenBank genome assembly. Lineage: Eukaryota; Fungi; Glomeromycota; Glomeromycetes; Diversisporales; Acaulosporaceae.